This is a messenger RNA of Doryrhamphus excisus (bluestripe pipefish), 1008 nucleotides long. RefSeq names its product histone H2B-like. NCBI's taxonomy places the organism in Eukaryota, Metazoa, Chordata, Actinopteri, Syngnathiformes, Syngnathidae. Gene Ontology annotation, cellular component: nucleosome. Gene Ontology annotation, molecular function: DNA binding; structural constituent of chromatin; protein heterodimerization activity. The record is from RefSeq and is a predicted model, not a curated record.
UGCAUGAAGACUUCUACAAGACCACUCGUUCUCGCUGCGGAUCUCACAUUCCUAUCGCAAGGUCCAAUCGUAUUGACAACAAUGCCUGAACCAGCAAAAUCUGCCCCUAAGAAGGGAUCCAAGAAAGCCGUCACCAAAGCGGCCGGGAAGGGCGGCAAGAAGAGAAAGAGUCGCAGGAAGGAGAGCUACGCUAUCUACGUGUACAAGGUGCUUAAACAAGUGCACCCUGACACCGGUAUCUCUUCCAAGGCCAUGAGCAUCAUGAACUCCUUCGUCAACGACAUUUUUGAGCGCAUCGCUUCCGAGGCGUCGCGUCUGGCUCAUUACAACAAACGCUCCACCAUCACGUCCAGGGAGAUCCAGACCGCCGUACGUCUCCUGCUUCCCGGAGAGCUGGCCAAGCACGCCGUGUCUGAGGGCACCAAGGCCGUCACCAAGUACACCAGCUCCAAGUAAACAGGCUCCAAUAAAAAGGCUAGAAUUCUACCCAACGGCUCUUUUAAGAGCCACGCACUUCCUCUGCAGAGCAACCUACCUUGAAUGUUAUAUGUUAGCUAGCUCCUGCUAGUUAGCCCGCCAAUGACUGGUGCCAUUGAGUACAAUGGCCUGUGAGGGUCAAAUUGUGAUCUCCUUUCAUGCUAAGAGCUAAUCAAUUUGAGUGUUUGAAAAACCUAAAUGCACGAAAUAGAUGUUAGUAUUACCAAUUACCCCCAAUUAAGGCUAUAUCAGUCAUACAGAAACAUGCUAAUGCUAACAAUGACGUGUGUAGUAUAUAACAUUGGUAUGUUAUAUGUACAGUAUACAUAGCAAUUGGUCAUAUGUAUGCAUAUAUCCUCAAGACUUUUGUUUGUUUUUAUUUGAAUAUAGUUAUACAGAGCCCAAAUGGGAAGGAAUGAAAGUCUCCCUUUUUCAUUUUGCUUUCAAUCACAUUGUAAAAUAAAGAUGGUGAAUCUGAAACUGACAGGUGCUUGAUUUUUGUUUUGAUAAUAAAAACUUCCUGUGCUAACA